AUGCUCAUGCUCUCGGAAUGUGAGAAAGUCCUGGGUGAUGGCCUUCUUCGAUUACCAGCUCAACACAACUACCGAUACACACCACAGGCAGAGAGAGAUCUUCUAGAGCUGCUCUUCCGAUCGCUCGUGGGACACAAUGAGGAGUUGAUACACCACCUUUUUCCCGACGGUGUGCCCGCCGGAGCAUGGAAACUUGCUGAAGCUCAAGGGGCUCGAGAAGGAGCUGAAUAUACCGAGGCAGCGCGAGGCAAACGAUGCGGUCACAUCUUCCGCGCUGGAGAAGCUACCUAUAGAUGCAUAACCUGCGCCGCGGACGAGACUUGCGUGUUGUGCAGUAGAUGCUUUGAUGCAUCCGACCACACGGGACACCAGUACCAGAUCUCACUUUCAUCCGGUAACUGUGGUUGCUGUGAUUGCGGGGACGAUGAGGCCUGGCGGCUGCCGCUCUUUUGUGCCAUUCAUACCGAUAGUGGUAAUGUCAAAGGCAAAGAGCGCGCUCAGCGACAGCUGCCCGCGGACUUGGUAUCUUCCAUUCGUCUUACCAUUUCACGCGUGCUAGAUUACUUCUGUGAUGUUAUCUCUUGUUCACCGGAACAGUUACGUCUGCCCAAGACCGUUGAAGGCAUCAAACAGGACGAAGAGGCAUCGCGACUGUGCCCUGACUGGUCAGAGGCGGGCGACCAAGCAGAGGAGGAGCCCGAAUUUGCCCUCUUGCUGUGGAACGACGAGAAACAUACCAUCAGAGAUGUAGCCCAUCAAGUGAGCCGUGCCUGUCGUGAACGGGAUAGCUUCGGUGUUGCCCGGGCCCACGAGACGAACGAUAUGGGUCGAAGUGUCAUAAAGCACUCCAAAGACCUACAGAGAUUGCUUGCCGUAUCGAAGAUCAUCGAGGAGAUCAAGGUCACAGUCACAAUUCGAUCUGCACGCGACACAUUCAGAGAGCAAAUGUGUGCCACACUAGUUGAAUGGCUGGCGGAUAUUGCGGGUUGUAGUAUUCUCGAGGAUAAUGAAAUCUUCCGCCAACUUAUCUGCGAAGAGCUCCUUGUUCCCUGGCGGAAAGGCAGUGGAGCUUAUAAUGCAGACAUCGGCAUGAAGGGCAUUGACGAUCAUGAAAGGGCAGAUCACCUGGGUGGCCGCACCUUCAUGCUUAGCCUUCCCACAAAUGGCAAUAUGAUUCUGCGAACCGACGAUGACGACGAUGAAGAUGAAGAGGAUGAAGAUGUUGUUGAUGAGACAAAUGAGGCCGACGAGGAUGAGGAUUAUGGGGAAGCUCAUGACGAUGCCGACGACGAAGAUGAUGACAUGGACAUGGAACUCACCCGCCUGCAAGCUGAGGCUGAUGGGGACGGUGACCAGGACAUGGAAAUGGACAUGGGCGCUGCAGGAGACGAGUUCGGACCAGACGAACUUGCUAUAGCACACCGUAUUCUAGCAGGAUUGACUGGCAUGCAACCACCACCACCACGGCCCGUUGCCGAAGACACAGAGGAAGAAGAGCAGACCCAACAGGAGCGGUCAAAUUCGACUGAUGCAGAUAAUCAGACAUCUGAUCCCAACAGCUUUGUUUCCAUCCCACGAACCCCUUCAGGUGUGGUCAGACCACAACCGGGAAGGACAGCAGGGCACUGGCAAGUUCGGCCUCCUCUUCCGGCUGCUGGUGAAAAGGUCGCAGCGUAUGAGGAUCUGUGGCAGCGGACUCGUUUGGACUGGCUGAUUCUGUUUGACUUGAGAUUGUGGAAGAAGACCCGCACUGAUCUGCGGGAUCUCUACAUCAGCACCGUUGUGAAUGUGCCCCAGUUCAAGCGCAUCAUGGGUCUUCGCUUGUCUGCUCUCUACACGGCACUCGCUCAGCUUUAUCUGGUUGCGGAUCGUGAACCAGAUCACUCCAUUGUCAACCUCACAUUGCAACUUUUGACCACCCCCUCCAUCACUGAAGAGAUCGUGCUUCGUGGAAAUUUCCUCACCAAGGUGAUGUCUAUUCUCUAUACAUUCUUGACAACGAGACAGGUUGGAGAGCCGCAUGCUGUCAAUCCAAAUGCUGUUUUGGCAUUUGACGCAGGCUCUGUGACCAAUAGACGACUGUACCACUUCUUCCUUGAUCUUCGCUACCUCCUCCAAUCUGAGUACGUCCAGUAUCGUGUGCGGACGGAAGAGCAAUAUUUGCCUCAGUUCUUGGAUCUUGUGAAGCUCUCUCAGGGCAUCUGCCCGAAUGUCCGCGCUGUUGGUGAGCACGUCGAGUAUGAAACAGACGCUUGGAUUAGUGCUUCAAUUCUUAUGCGCGAGAUCAACCGGCUCUGCCGACAGUUCUGCGAGGCAUUCAGGAACCCUGAAACUGAUAACGGCGAAAACCUUCUGCGGGCAAUCAAGACCACAACAGUCACCACAAUCAUACAUUCUGCAGGCGUGGAGCGAAAGCGCUUCAAGCAAGCCGAGAUUAAUGACGAGGUUCGAUUCAAGACACUCAAUCCCUUUGACUUUGAGGUUGGCUCCUCUGGUCAGAUCCCAUGCCACCGCGUGGUUGAGUUUGUCGUUGAAAAAGGUUCAAUCAGUUUCCAUCAUGCUCUUCACUACACCUUGUCGUGGCUUAUUGAAUGCGGCCGUGAUGUAAGCAGCGAUGUUUUGCGUAAGGUUCUCUUCGAUGCUGCCCAGGAUGCUAGGAAUGCACUCCAUGAUGCCAAGGCAGCUGAUGAUGAGAACGUGGAUGAUGCUCUCUUGGCUCUCGGACCCGAGGAUUUACUUUUGAUCAUGUUUGAUUACCCUCUGAGAGUUUGUGCUUGGCUCGCACAGAUGAAAGCUGGAAUGUGGGUCCGCAAUGGUCUUAGUCUUCGACACCAGAUGUCCCAGUACCGUGGAGUUUCCUCCCGCGAUUUCGCCUACUACCGGGAUAUUUUCCUUCUCCAGACUGCCCUGGUGACAUGUGACCCGAGCAGGGUUCUUGCUUCUAUCGCGCAUCGAUUCGGGGUGGUUGACUGGAUGGCUCGCAACUACAUGCCUCGUACUGGCUAUGAAGAUUCUCAGGUUGUCGAUGUCGCAGAAGAGUUUGUUCACCUGUUGGUCAUUUUGCUGACCGAUCGCACCUCAUUGACGGCCAUUAAUGACGGCACCCAUAUGAGCAAGGAGAAUAUUAGCCGAGACAUUGCCCACGUUUUGUGCUUCAAGCCACUCUCAUUUUCCGAUCUCUCAACUCGCCUGAGCGAUAAAUUGCUUGACUCGGACGAGUUCCAAGAUGUGCUGGAGGAGGUUGCCAGCUUCCGUCCUCCCGAAGGUUUGAGUGACUCUGGAACAUUUGAGUUGAAGCCCGAAUACCUUGAUCUUGUAGAUCCUUACAGUGCACACUAUACUAAAAACCAGCGAGAUGAGGCAGAGAAUAUAUACAGGGAGUGGAUGGCAAAGAAGACUGGCAAGAAGGCUGCUGAUAUUGUCUACGAGCCGAAGCUUCGAACCAUCAGCUCUGGUGUUUUCUCCGAUCUACCAGGUUUCACUGGAACGAUGCUGUUUUCCCAGCUUGUGCACCAGUGCCUCGAGUAUGUUAUUUUCUUUAAGGAGUGUACUCCAUCAAUCCCGCCUACUCGCGUGGAGACUUUCCUUCAGGUGAUCCUGCAUCUCAUUCUUGCUGCAGUGUUGGAAGAUGAGACUCAAGAUGACAGCAUGGAGUCCGAGCAAGAGAAGUCUUUUAACCUGCAUGCUCUUUCUAAAUCCAGAGAGAUCAAGGCUGGUAAUUUGACAAUUGUUGGUCUUCUGGAGAGAAUCUCGGUGACAAAUGAGUUCACUUCAUGUGGGCCUAAGAUUCGCCAUAUCCUCAAGCGCCUGUGGCAAAAGCGUCCUCGGACCUACACAUCUGCGACUGCAUCUCUCAAAUUCCCAUUCGAUCGUAUCGAUACAAACUCACCUGCGAUUGACCUUGACAGCGAAAAGGAACUCAAGAAAAAGCAAGCCACGGAAAGACAGGCGCGAGUGAUGGCACAAUUCCAGCAGCAGCAACAGAACUUCCUGAAUAGCCAAGGGGAUAUUGACUGGGGGGAGGAGGAUUUUAGUGACUUGGGCUCCGAGACCGAAGCUGCACCCGAAACGAAAGUUUGGAAAUACCCUAGUGGAACCUGUAUUCUGUGUCAGGAGGAGACCAACGAUUCGAGACUCUACGGUACUUUCGCCUUGCUGCAGGAUAGUACUAUUCUGCGACAGACCGACAUCAGGGAUCCUGAUCGAAUACGCGAGGCAAUCAGAACACCGUGCAGCUUAGACAGAUCUGCCGAGGAGAUCCGCCCCUUUGGUGUUGCUGGAGAAAACCGAACAACAAUUCGGCGGCUGGAUUCAUCUGGUGGUGAAGUCAUUAGCGAAAAGAUUGGUCUCAGCAAGGGUUUCAACCCCAAGAGCACAUUACGUGGACCUGUGACAACUGGCUGUGGACAUAUCAUGCAUUAUUCUUGUUUUGAGGUCUACUAUGCAGCCACACACAGACGGCAUAGCCAGCAAAUCGCCCGGAACCACCCUGAAAACACCGGGCUAAAGGAGUUCGUUUGUCCGUUGUGCAAGGCCCUUGGCAAUGCAUUCCUGCCGAUUACCUGGAAGGGCAAGGAGGAGUCUUACCCUGGUGCAUUGACCACGUCCUCUUCUUUCGAGGAUUGGAUGAACACAGGCCUUAAGAAUUCGUUGAACCAGUCGCAGAAUUUCUCUGUUCUUAUGGUUGAGAAGGACAAGGGAUACCCGCAGUCUUACACUGAUCUGUUUGUCGACUACCUCUCAAAAUCGCUGGUUCCUCCACUGGCAUCCAAGGUCGGUCAGUUAAUAGUGCCUUCUUCAAUUCCGUCCAUUACCCAAACAGUGCCUGGACAGUUCAUUUCAAACAACGUGCGGAUUGAUAUCCCUGGCUUGUUCCCUAGCUCGGAAGAAAUCCCCCCAUCAAGUCCACUGCAGCAAGUGUCCAAUCCAUUGCAUAGUCCCAUGACCGAACUACUUCAAAUCUACAAGCGUCUGAAGAAGACUAUCAAGAUGAAUCACAUCAACUCGAUAUUCAACAACAGCCCUGAUACUAUCAACAAUGACGAUCUGGUUCAUACUGACUCUUUGAUCCGAAGCUUUGGUUUCAGUAUUUCUGCGGUCGAGAUUGCUCAACGUGGUGUCGAGUCAGAACCUGGUUCUACCCUUCUGGACAAGAUUCCACCGUUGACGCUGACACAUCUUCGCGUUCUGGCGGAGACAGCGCUUACAUAUGCCGCUGUUGGUAUUGUCUCUUCGCGAAAUAACACGAAGAGUCGUCCGGCUCAAGAAUUCCAGGAGAUGCAUCGGCAGAAAAUCUGUCAGUUGCUCGUCGGCCAUCCUUGCCUGAGCGGCACGCCACUGCUGAAUGAUGUUCGGAAUAUCGAGCCUCUGCUUGCCAAGGAUACAUUUGUCUUCCUCGCAGAAUGCUCGCUCUCCCUGUUGCCGGUCCUCAACAUUGAUAUGCGCCACCUGAUCCAGAUGUGCUAUGUGGCUGAGAUUGUCAAAGUCGCUGUUACAUUCAUCCUUUGGCCCCUUGGACUGAAAGAAGAGCUUUCCAGCCAUGGAGAGAGUGACUUUACAGAGGAUGACCUUUCAACCGCCCGGUACGACGUGACGAAGCACUUCUUUGACUCGAUCGUCUCUGAGCUCAGAGCAAACUCCGUUGGACGCGCCGAAGGCUCCUCUUGGCCCGCAGCCAGCGGUUACGUUAAGGAUGGGGAAGAAUCCGCAACUCCGGGUGUAAUACUUACCCUGCGUCGCCUCAUAUCAAGCUAUGCCCUUACCUUCCUUCGUAAGGCCGUUAUUCUUUUGAAUGUUCAGCACGGUGUCGAUUUCCCCAACACCGGCUUCACCGAUGUUGCCUCGUCAGAGCUGGACAGACUCACCAAGGCCCUGCAUCUGCCUUCCCUCGAUGAGAUCUUGAUGACCAUUAACCCUGCACGGACAAGCAGCAGUUCUUUUGACGCUAUCAUUUCUGGAUGGAUCUUUCACUGGAACGCAUCGCGCUCGGGUAUUCGCUUCGAGGAUCACCGCCUGUGGCCCAGUCUUCCACACCCAGUCAUCUUCGAACUGGUCGGUCUGCCGAAGUACUUCGACAGCCUGAUCGAAGAGGCGAACCGUCGCCGCUGCCCCAGUUCCAAGAAGGAACUCAGCGAUCCAAGCAUCUGUCUCUUCUGCGGUGACAUCUUCUGCUCCCAGGCAGUAUGCUGCAUGCACAACAAGCUGGGCGGAUGCAACCAACAUGUCCAAAAAUGUGGCAAAAACAUUGGCCUAUUUAUAAACAUUCGCAAGUGCACAGUCCUCUACCUUCAUAACCAAAAUGGAUCCUGGCACUACGCCCCCUAUCUCGACCGCCACGGCGAGGUAGACCCCGGCCUCAGACGCAACCGCCAGCUGAUCCUGAACCAAAAGCGUUACGACCGGCUCUUGCGUGACGUGUGGUUGUCUCACUCCAUUCCUGCUACAAUCAGCCGCAAACUAGAGUCGGAGAUCAACAAUGGUGGAUGGGAAACGAUUUAA
Penicillium odoratum is the source of this 6498-nucleotide messenger RNA. Its product is annotated as putative ubiquitin-protein ligase E3 component (UBR1). Gene Ontology annotation, molecular function: ubiquitin protein ligase activity; zinc ion binding. The record is from RefSeq and is a predicted model, not a curated record. The transcript is spliced from 2 exons. NCBI's taxonomy places the organism in Eukaryota, Fungi, Ascomycota, Eurotiomycetes, Eurotiales, Aspergillaceae. The coding region runs from base 1 to 6498 and encodes 2165 amino acids. Gene Ontology annotation, cellular component: ubiquitin ligase complex; cytoplasm. Gene Ontology annotation, biological process: ubiquitin-dependent protein catabolic process via the N-end rule pathway; protein ubiquitination.